AUGUCUGAUAAUCGUCCUCCUUUGCCUUCAGCUUCUUUGCACGAUGAACCAUAUAGCGAUCCUUUCGCAGACAGACCUCGCCAGACUCAUUUCCAGGAGCCGGCUCGUCCGUAUGAAAGUGCUGUGUCCUUGAAUCAACCUUUUGAGAGCACUGCUACUUUACCUCGCGAAUUCGGCGGUAACUACGCAGACGAUGACUAUGCAGAGAAAAUUCCUUUGACGGGUGGUGAUGGUUACAAUGGCGCCUAUUAUCCUCCUGGGCCUAUUGAUCCCACUGCAUAUGGUGACCCUUACUCCCGUCCAUUGUCGUCUAUGUCGUCCUCCACAAAUGGCGUGGAGACUGCAUGGAGACGUCGCCAAACUAUCAAGCGCGGUGUAACUCGCAAAGUCAAGUUGACAAAGGGAAAUUUCAUCACGGAGUACCCCGUCCCUACCCCAGUGCAGAGCGCAAUUGAGGCUAAAUAUGCUGCCACGAACACCACUGAAUUCUCGCAUAUGCGGUACAGUGCUGCAACUUGUGAUCCAGAUGAGUUCACAGAGGCAAACGGGUGGUCCUUGCGCACGAAGAUGUACAAUCGUCAGACCGAGAUUCUUAUCGCGGUCACGUCAUACAACGAAGACAAGACCCUUUACGCCCGCACACUUCACGGUGUCAUGUUGAAUAUCCGUGAUAUUUGCAAGACUAAACAAUCAAAGUACUGGAAGAGAACUGCUGAAGAAGGCAAUCCUGGGUGGCAGAGAAUCACAGUUGCCUUGAUUGUCGAUGGUCUGGAGCCUAUGGACAAGAGUGUCCUAGAUAUUCUAGCCACUGUUGGUGUUUAUCAGGAUGGUGUUAUGAAAAAGCAAGUCGAUGGAAAAGAUACAGUGGCCCACAUAUUCGAGUACACUACACAAUUGUCUGUUGAUGCCACACCUCAGCUGGUCCUUCCUCACGAGAAUGAUCCCAACAAUUUGGUCCCAGUUCAAAUUAUCUUUGUCCUUAAAGCCAAGAAUCAAAAGAAGAUUAACUCUCAUCGUUGGCUCUUUAAUGCUAUCGGAAAAAUACUAAAGCCGGAAAUCUGUGUCCUCCUUGAUGCUGGUACGAAACCUGGGCACAAAUCUAUUUACUACCUUUGGGAAGCUUUCUACAACGAUGCACACCUUGGAGGGUGCUGUGGUGAAAUUCAUGCUAUGAUUGAGGGCGGUAGGAAACUUCUUAACCCUCUUGUUGCCGCUCAGAACUUCGAGUACAAAAUGUCAAAUAUUCUCGACAAACCUUUGGAAAGUAGUUUCGGCUAUGUGUCUGUUUUACCUGGUGCUUUCUCCGCCUACCGGUAUCGUGCUAUCCUUGGGGUACCCUUAGAGCAGUAUUUCCACGGUGAUCACUCUCUAGCAGACCGUUUAGGUCCAAAGGGUAUCUAUGGAAUGAAUAUCUUCACAAAGAACAUGUUCUUAGCUGAGGAUCGUAUCUUGUGUUUCGAGCUUGUUGCCAAAGCUGGUGACCGGUGGACUUUGACCUAUGUCAAGCCUUCCAAGGCCGAGACCGAUGUACCAGAAAAUGCAACAGAGCUAAUUGGUCAACGUCGCCGUUGGCUUAACGGUUCAUUUGCUGCGUCGGUCUAUGCCAUCGUUAACUUCUUCAAGCUCUAUCGUUCUGGUCAUGGAAUUAUCCGCAUGUUCUUUUUCCACAUUCAAGCCCUCUAUAACGUCUUUUCAUUGGCGUUUUCGUGGUUUUCGAUCGCCAAUAUUUGGUUGACGUUCAGUAUUAUCAUUGAUCUGCUUCCAUCGCAAAACAUGAUUAUUUUUGGGACUGCGGAUGUCACUCAUUGGGUUAACCUGGCUUUCAAAUGGAUUUAUCUGGCUUUCUUAGCGCUUCAGUUCGUUUUAGCCUUGGGAAACAGACCGAAAGGUGAACGGAUGGCCUACACCAUAACACUCUGGGUCUAUGCCUUCUUCGCAGUCUAUCUUCUCGUUUGUUCCUUCUGGUUGACUGGAAAGGCUUUUAGUAAUAUUCCCAACGAGCUCAAGAACAAGACCACUAUUCAAGUGAUUGAGACUUUCUUCACGCCUCCAGUGGGUGCUCUUAUUGCAGCCAUGGUAUCUACGUUUGGUAUCUACCUCUUUGCGUCUUUCCUUUAUCGCGACCCUUGGCACAUGUUUUCUAGUUUCUUCCAGUACCUUUGCCUUGCGCCGAGCUUUACAAAUGUGUUGAACGUUUACGCCUUCUGUAAUUUGCAUGAUGUAUCAUGGGGUACCAAAGGUAGCGACAAGGCUGAAGCCCUACCAUCUGUCUCGUCUAAGAAGGCGAAAGAUGCUGAGGCGCCAGUUGUCGAGGAUACUGCUCGUAGCCAGGAAGAUGUAGAUUCCGCUUUCAAAGAGACCGUUACGCGUGCAGUGACCAAGAUCGACGUGAAGGAAGUUAUCGAAAAGCCUACAAUGGAUGAUCAGAACAAAACUUUCCGUACUCGUCUUGUGGCCUUAUGGAUGAUCACGAAUGCUGGGUUGGCUGUUGCAAUAGAGAACAUCAAUGGUCUUACGAAUGUUGAUGAAGCACAAUUGGACGCGAAUGAGUUGCGUACGAAACAAAACACGUAUUUCGCCGUCAUCCUCUACUCGACUUUCUUCCUUUCCGCAGUGCGGUUUAUUGGAUGUUUGUUCUAUUGGUUCAAGCGCAAUUUGUUCAGAUGUUGCCGAAGGAAUUAAAGAGUUGUUGCAUACAGAUUUUCAUUUCUCCAUAUGGACUGUUCACUGAAAUUUCCAUCUACUUUCUUUUAUAUCUGUUGCAUUCUGAAGUUCACGGGACAUUACAUGAGUGUUGUUUCUACGCUACCUCAUCAUGACACUCCAUUCCUUAUACCUAGUGGUCCAUCUGUCCCCUGCGCCCAGGCCGACGUAGAUAGGUGAGGCGCAUGCAGCCUCGGGCAAUUUGCGGGUAGUGGUAAUUAAUUAGAUUUGGAUAAUAAGCCAUUUGUCGAUUGGACAAUUGCAAUGCUAAUCAUAGCUACAGCUGUGAACAUGCAGUAUAAUAAAUAUAUCAGCUAGGUUAUUCUCGGUGCUAGUGCUUCACGAGUACAUCCCAGCAAAUUCAUGAGCAUCAUCAUUAUGAGAAUCAUCUCUGCUACUCUGAUUGGUAGAAUUAUCGGUACGGCCGUCGAGCCUAGAUAAGUGCCUCGCGUAUUGACGGAAAGGUUCCAAAUCAUUGUUAAGGAUGAGGCCGUCAAGGCCUCCAAAUAUAUUAGGAGCCUGAGGGGUAGUCGUAUCACGUUCAUCAUUAUUAGGGUCAGUCGGGAUGAAAGGCCGACGACAUGUUGGACAGGAAUCGUGUGCAUCGUUGAUCCACUUCAAUAUGUCUCUACGACAAAAUAUAUGUCCACAGCUCUCACUCAACUUUGUUACGCCAAGCAGUUCGGGAGGGUGUGCUGGAGAGUCCAUGGCAAGUGCCAUCUCUUCCUCGGCGAUUAUCGCGAGAAAAGGGUUGAAACAUAUUGGGCAGAGAGACUCUAAAGUAGGUUCGUGAGGAUAAUAACAAGAUUGAUGUCAAAGAUGACAUGAUUCGGAAGCUGACCUUGGUGACCGGCCUUCAGGAGAUCCUCCUCAGUGAGUUGGGGUAGGCCUUUGAUCAAGUCUGCAGUCUGUCUGAGCUGAUGUUAAUGCUAUUGGGAGUGGGUAAUGCCACUAUACACGAAUAGACCACAUACUGUUGCGUUCUUCGACUCGCAGAGGACAGAGCCGCGAGAUGAGGAAUGAUUUCAUUCAUAUCCUCUAGGUUGAAGUGCAUGUGCAUAUCAGACAUCUUAUAGCUCUUCACUGAAACGAAAUAGGGUGUCCUGCAGUUGGUCAAAUCGAGUGUCUGAUGGUAUAGACCGAGGAGGUUCAAGCUAUUAUUCAGGACUCC
Messenger RNA from Serpula lacrymans var. lacrymans S7.9, 3874 nucleotides. Its product is annotated as glycosyltransferase family 2 protein. Lineage: Eukaryota; Fungi; Basidiomycota; Agaricomycetes; Boletales; Serpulaceae. Gene Ontology annotation, cellular component: cell septum; cell periphery. The transcript has 18 exons. Gene Ontology annotation, molecular function: chitin synthase activity. Bases 1 to 2682 code for a protein of 893 amino acids. The record is from RefSeq and is a predicted model, not a curated record.